AUGACUACACCAGGUCUACGGCAAGCAUUGUUGGCCGCUGCGUCCACCGGAGGCACCGUUCUUUUUCCAUUUGGUGCCACUGCUUUUGCCUUUACUGACAGUUGCUGCCGUCUCGGCACCAACCAGGCGCCUGGUUGCCAAGGGGGUCAAAGUCACUCGACUUGCGCGUCUAGAAGAAAAGCACAAGAACAGGAAAGACGUGGCCAAACAGGGGACUAUACGGAAGAGAGUGCCGAGACAGAAGUAUCGGAGAAGGAUGGAGAAAAUGUAGGUCAAGAAAAUGUUGCUGAUAGCGCAAUGAGAGCAAGUGAGAAGAUAAGAGUCUGUAGAAGUAAGAGUCCUCACGCUAAAGUGGUGAGGAUGAAGGCGCCAAUAGGUGCCGCGACCUGUAGAUUACCCAACAAGACAAAAAGGCGUGGUCUGUUUACUCAGACUGGCGAAAAGAGAAUCUCAUCAGAUUGCUUAGCCGUGGCAACCGCCAAAAAGAAGACCCCAAUGGGGAAUGGCUGUAUCCUUGGAGUUGGAAAUGGCCUUGCCGCUCCUUUGGUAGCAGGAGUAUCCGGUGUCCGUCUGGGCCUUGCCAACUUUGACCAAUCUCUUCGUUGUCCCAGAAUGGAAACUCCUGAAAAGGAGGUAAUUACUCCAUUAAUAGCAAACAUCUGCAGGCCAUUUUAA
Molecule: messenger RNA, 675 nt
Organism: Protopolystoma xenopodis
Lineage: Eukaryota; Metazoa; Platyhelminthes; Monogenea; Polystomatidea; Polystomatidae
Source: the annotation of a GenBank genome assembly